Molecule: messenger RNA, 1904 nt
Organism: Hymenoscyphus albidus
Lineage: Eukaryota; Fungi; Ascomycota; Leotiomycetes; Helotiales; Helotiaceae
Source: the annotation of a GenBank genome assembly
UGGUAAGACUAAUAUGGAAGUUGUUGCGCAAUUGUUUUGAAGUCGCUCACCAGGUAUCACUCACGUUUAUUCUCACGUUUUCAUUCUCAUGUUUUAAUUCUGAAAGAUUCCAUUGCAGUUUUUAUGAUUCUUCAGAAUGUUAGAAGAUGGCAUUCUUCAUACUCUCGCUCUCGGAAUAAAAUAUGCUAGUUUGACCUUGGUGCUCUAUGUACGUUAUGUUAUUCCGAAGCAUGACAGUAAAAGUCAAAGACUGACAUAGUCGUCUUGUCAGUGUCUACUACUUCUUAGCUAUCGCAUACUCCUCCACCCACUGCGUAGUUAUCCAGGCCCGCUAAUCGCCAAGAUCACCGACGGCUAUGCUGGCUUGUACGCACUGUCGACAAAACUGCCCCUUAUAACAUAUCUCGACCAUCUUGAGUAUGGUAUGCUUACUGUAAUUCUAUUCAACUCUGUCUCGAGGCUGAUUAUUCCAAAAAGGCUCUGUUUUCCGUGCCGGACCGAACAGGCUCGUGUUCAACACAACCACUGCCCUUCAAGGUCAGCGGAAACCUUAAAACUGCCCGGAACACAAGUCUCAAGAUACUAAUGCUCAUGUUAUGAUAUAGAAAUCUACAAUAACCACCGCCUUACCAAAUCACAUGUCUACCGACUCACGCUACAGGCUAGUGGUGUCGAGAGCAUUUUCAACUGUGUCGACAGAGAUAGACAUCGUUUCAAACGCAAGCUGAUAGCUAAAGUCGUCUCGGACCGUUCGGUUCAUCUAUUCGAGCCUACCAGGAAAGCCCAGAUUCAAACAUUCCUCCAGCUGCUGCUAGCAACGUCGAAGGAAUCCAGUCACAGCCCAAUCAACAUGACAGAACGAUGCAAAAGACUCGGUCUCGAUAUCAUCGACCUACUGGCCUUUGGUUUCCCGCUGAAUACUCAAACGGAAGAAGAGAAUCGUUUCAUGAUCAAAGGCAUCGACUUGGGUAAUUAUCGUGCCAAGUCCUUCAUGCAGCUCCCUGCUCUCAAGAACCGAUUUCUGGACCCUCUUCUUCAUGUAGUGACUCGCAAGGCGCGUUUGAACUACCUCAAGGUAUUAGAGCGUAUGAUCUCAACGCGGCUAGCUAUGGAAAAACACGCAAAGGUCGAUUUCUAUUCCUUCAUCGCCGAGCAGGUGGAAACGGGUGGUCCUGAUAGCAUCCGAUUCAACGAAUUGUGGUCAGAAGCUGUCUUUUUCUUCCCGGUGGGAGGGGACACAACUGCUACGGCUAUGUCAGCUCUUUUCUUCUAUCUCUCACGAAGUCCAGAGGCGUAUAGUAGACUCGCGGACGAAGUUCAACACACUUUUGCCGACGGAGAUGCGAUUAAAGGUGCCCCACAGCUCUCGGGCUGUCGAUAUCUUCGAGCGUGCUUUGAAGAAGCUCUGCGUCUUUCUCCUCCCGUAGAAGGUACUUUGUGGUACGAGCUUGCGAAAGGGGAAGAAAAAAAAUGGCCCACUGGUCGUUGAUGGACAUGUCAUCCCCCCCGGCACCCAACUCGGAGUGAACAUCUAUUCGCUACAUCACAAUGAAGCUUAUUUCCCAGACUCUUUCGAAUUUAGACCGGAGCGUUGGAUGAUUGAUGACCAAGAGGCGCUUCGCAGGAUGUAUACAGCUUUCGAUGCUUUCUCAACUGGACCUCGUGGCUGUGCUGGCAAGUCAAUGGCUUAUCUUCAGACUGGUAUGGUGAUUGCUAAAACGUUUUGGUAUUUUGACUUUGAGAUUGCACCGGGGAUUAUGGGCGCUGCUGGUGCUGGGAAACUAGGUGGAGGGUUUGGGAGAGAGCGUGGUGGGGAGUUUCAACUGUAUGAUGGCUUUACCUCUGCUCAUGAUGGGCCUAACUUGAUUUUCCGCACUAGAGGAGAUUACUGGAAGGAUCUAUGA